This is a messenger RNA of Capsaspora owczarzaki ATCC 30864, 1296 nucleotides long. RefSeq names its product succinate:fumarate antiporter. Lineage: Eukaryota; Filasterea; Ministeriida; Capsasporidae. Gene Ontology annotation, biological process: transmembrane transport; succinate transport; fumarate transport. The coding region runs from base 112 to 1134 and encodes 340 amino acids. The record is from RefSeq and is a predicted model, not a curated record. The transcript has 2 exons.
UUUCGCUCAGAUUCUCUGUUUUGCACCCGUCCGACAUUACUGAGCAGGAACGGAACAUCCUCCCAAGAACAAACCACUUGAACGAUUGAAGAAGCCUCUUAUCAAAAAGCCAUGCCGCCAGCAAAGGAAAACACCAACCGGACAUUCAUGGCCAACCUCGUCGCUGGUGGUAGCGCGGGUCUGGCCGAGUCAUGCAUCUGCCAUCCGCUCGACACAAUCAAGACGCGCAUGCAACUGCAGCGCAACCGCGGCGCAAGCAUCGGACCGUUCGGAACAGCAAAAAAGAUCAUCCAAAUUGAGGGCGUCAUGGCCUUGUAUAAAGGACUGACGGCGGUCGUGUCGGGCAUCGUCCCCAAGAUGGCCAUCCGCUUUUCGUCGUUUGAGGCCUUCAAGUCGGCCAUGGCGUCUGCAGACGGCACCGUCAGCCGCUCGCGCGUCUUCCUCGCCGGCACGCUUGCUGGUGUGACUGAGGCCGUCCUUGUUGUGACGCCGAUGGAAGUGGUUAAGAUUCGCCUGCAGGCGCAACGGCACUCGCUCGCAGACCCGCACGACGCGCCCCGCUACCGUGGCUCCAUCCACGCUGCGGCCAUGAUCAUCAAGGAGGAGGGUCUGUCUGCCCUGUACAAGGGCGUCAUCCCCACCGUCUUGCGACAGGCAACCAACCAGGCCGUCAACUUUACUGCCUACCGCGAAAUUAAGGAGACUUGGCUGCGCUACUCGCCCGAAAAGAAGGAGCUCGAGUCCUGGCAGCACUUGCUCGUCGGCGGUGUCAGCGGCGCCAUGGGUCCGCUCGCCAACUCGCCCAUCGACGUCAUCAAGACCCGCCUGCAAAAGCAGCGCACCAUUCCCGGCGAGACCCCCAAGUACAACGGCGUGUCGGGCACCAUCCAAACCAUGUUGAAAGAGGAAGGCAUCCGCUCCUUCUACAAGGGACUGACGCCCCGUCUCAUGCGCAUCGUUCCCGGCCAGGCCAUCACCUUUGCCGUGUACGAGCGCGUUUCCACCUUCCUUGCCGUUAACAACUUGUUGCAAAAGCAGCCAAAGGAGGUCCUUCCAGAGCUCAGCCGACGGGCCAAGGAGCAAGGCGCCACGGCCACGACCGAAGCCGCACCCGCUGCUUCCACCGGUGCUUAAUUUCAACGUGUUGUCCUGCUCUCUUUUUUUUUCUUCUUUGUUCUUCCUUGGAUUUUUUUUUUUUUGCUUCUUUUUUCGUCAACUUUUUUUUUGAAAUUUAUUGCAUCUACACCAGUAGCGCAGAUGUACGGUUUUGUUCCAUUGUUUCAAUCCAAUUCAUUG